Megachile rotundata (alfalfa leafcutting bee) is the source of this 3562-nucleotide messenger RNA. It is a transcript of the gene emb, whose product is annotated as exportin-1 emb. The record is from RefSeq and is a predicted model, not a curated record. Gene Ontology annotation, cellular component: cytoplasm; nucleus. Gene Ontology annotation, molecular function: nuclear export signal receptor activity; small GTPase binding. NCBI's taxonomy places the organism in Eukaryota, Metazoa, Arthropoda, Insecta, Hymenoptera, Megachilidae. Gene Ontology annotation, biological process: ribosomal large subunit export from nucleus; ribosomal small subunit export from nucleus; protein export from nucleus.
AACAGUGAGUGUGUGAAACGAGGAACGAAAUUGGUCGCGCGCGGGAAUCAGCGGUUGUGUGUUUGGCCUUUUUCUGAUUGUGAUUUAUUCCGAGAGAUUGUGAUUGCCAGUGUGAAACGUGUGUUUUUUACCUACCAAGUGAGAAUCUACGUGUUGGAGUUGAUGCGAUAGAGUGUAUGAAACUGGAUAACUUAUAAUAAUGGCAACGUUAGAAGAACAAGCAUCAAAGCUUUUGGAUUUUAAUCAGAAGCUAGAUAUAACGCUUCUUGAUAAUAUAGUAGGUUGUAUGUAUAGUGGGAUAGGUGAGCAACAAAGAGUUGCACAAGAAGUAUUAACCACACUUAAGGAACAUCCAAAUGCAUGGACACGUGUAGAUACUAUUCUAGAAUAUUCACAGAACCAACAAACAAAGUAUUAUGCUUUACAAAUAUUGGAACAAGUAAUAAAGACACGAUGGAAAGUAUUACCACGAAAUCAGUGUGAAGGUAUAAAAAAAUACAUUGUAGGCCUUAUUAUAAAAACAAGCAGUGAUCCUGAGACAAUGGAAGCUUCUAAAGUUUAUCUUAAUAAACUUAACAUGAUUUUAAUUCAGGUGUUAAAACGAGAAUGGCCAAAAAACUGGGAAUCCUUUAUUGGUGACAUUGUCGGAGCAAGUAAAACGAAUGAAAGUCUUUGUCAAAAUAAUAUGACUAUUUUGAAGUUAUUAUCAGAAGAAGUGUUUGACUUUUCCAGCGGACAAAUGACACAAACAAAAGCAAAACAUUUAAAAGAUACAAUGUGUAGUGAAUUUUCACAAAUCUUUCAACUCUGUCAGUUUGUAUUGGAUAAUUCACAAAAUGUUCCCUUAGUAGCUGUAACAUUAGAAACACUUUUAAGGUUUUUAAAUUGGAUUCCCCUUGGAUAUAUUUUUGAAACAGAAUUAAUAAGUACUUUAGUAUUCAAGUUCUUGAAUGUACCAAUAUUUAGAAAUAUCACACUGAAAUGCUUGACUGAAAUUGCUGGUGUUACAGUAUCAACUUAUAAUGAUAUGUUUGUAAUGUUAUUUGUUCAUACAAUGAGACAAUUAGAACAAAUUCUACCACUUGAUACUAAUAUACGUGAAGCAUAUGCAACUGGUCAAGACCAAGAACAAAACUUUAUUCAAAAUCUAGCUAUAUUUCUUUGCACAUAUUUGAAAGAACACGGUCAGUUCAUAGAAAAAAAACAGUUGAAUGACAUGCUGCUUAAAGCAUUGCACUACCUUGUUCUAAUUUCUGAAGUUGAAGAAGUUGAAAUAUUCAAAAUUUGUUUGGAAUAUUGGAACGCAUUGGCAAUGGACUUAUAUAAUGGAAGUCCCUUCAUAGCUCCAUCACCAAGGAGAUUAUUCUAUUGUUCAGUUCUAACAAAAGUGCGAUACAUUAUGAUCAGUAGAAUGGCUAAACCAGAAGAAGUUCUUGUUGUAGAAAAUGAAAACGGAGAGGUCGUCAGAGAGUUUAUGAAGGAUACUGAUUCUAUUAAUUUGUAUAAAAAUAUGAGAGAAACUCUUGUGUAUCUUACUCAUCUUGACUACGUGGAUACCGAAAGAAUAAUGACAGAAAAACUACAAAAUCAAGUGAAUGGGUCAGAAUGGUCUUGGAAGAAUCUCAAUGCAUUAUGCUGGGCAAUAGGUAGUAUUUCUGGUGCAAUGCAUGAAGAAGAUGAAAAGCGAUUUUUAGUAACAGUAAUCAAAGAUCUAUUAGGUCUUUGUGAACAAAAAAAGGGCAAAGAUAACAAGGCUAUUAUUGCUAGCAAUAUUAUGUAUGUAGUUGGACAAUAUCCAAGAUUUCUUAGAGCACACUGGAAAUUUUUAAAGACUGUUGUAAAUAAACUCUUUGAAUUUAUGCAUGAAACCCACGAUGGUGUACAAGAUAUGGCCUGUGACACAUUCAUAAAAAUUGCAUUGAAAUGCAGGCGACAUUUUGUUACAGUACAAAUAGGUGAAGCAGUACCAUUUAUUGAAGAAAUUCUUUCCACUAUUAGUAGUAUCAUUUGCGAUCUACAAACUCAACAGGUACAUACUUUUUAUGAAGCAGUUGGAUACAUGAUAAGUGCACAGACAGACACAGUAGUUCAAGAACAAUUAAUAGAAAAAUAUAUGCUUUUACCAAAUCAAGUUUGGGAUGAUAUAAUAAGUCAAGCAUCUAAAAAUGUAGAUGUAUUGAAAGAUCAAGAAGCUGUAAAACAACUUGCUAGUAUUUUAAAAACAAAUGUAAGAGCUUGCAAAGCUCUUGGGCAUCCAUACGUGAUGCAAUUAGGAAGAAUAUAUUUAGAUAUGUUGAACGUUUAUAAGGUAAUGAGUGAAAAUAUAAGUGCUGCAAUAGCUUUAAAUGGUGAAAUAGUAAUGGAACAAUCUUUAAUUAAAAGUAUGAGAGUAGUUAAAAAAGAAACACUAAAACUGAUCUCUGAUUGGGUUAGCAGAACACCUGAUCAUCAAAUGGUCUUAGAAAACUUUAUACCGCCACUAUUGGAUGCUGUGUUAUUGGACUAUCAAAAAACAAAUGUUCAUUGUGCUCGAGAACCAGAGGUGCUAAGUGCUAUGGCCACUAUUGUAAACAGAUUAGAAGGUAACAUCACGAGUGAAGUACCGAAAAUAUUCGAUGCAGUGUUUGAGUGUACUCUAGAAAUGAUAAAUAAAGAUUUUGAAGAAUUUCCAGAGCAUAGAACGAAUUUCUUUUUACUUUUACAGGUAAUUAACUACUAUAUUGUUCUAAUUGCGGUGAAUGUUUACUGUUUUCCUGCAUUUCUUUCAAUUCCACCGGCACAAUUUAAACUUGUCCUUGAUUCAAUAAUUUGGGCUUUCAAACACACAAUGAGAAAUGUUGCAGAUACAGGAUUGUUAAUACUGUAUCAGCUUUUACAAAAUAUUGAGAAUGAGGAAGCUGCGCAAAGUUUCUAUCAAACAUAUUUCACAGAUAUUCUUCAACACAUAUUCAGUGUAGUUACAGACUCAUCACAUAUAGCGGGUCUUAAUAUGCACGCUACAAUUUUGGCAUACAUGUUUUCAUUGGUUGAACUUGGCCGAAUUCAUGUACCAUUAGGACCUGUACCAGAUAAUACGUUAUACGUUCAAGAAUUUGUUGCAAGAUUACUUAAAGCAGCAUUUCCACAUUUAACAGAUAAUCAGAUUAAAAUUACCGUGCAGGGAUUAUUUAAUCUUGAUCAAAAUAUCCCGGCAUUUAAAGAACAUCUUAGAGAUUUUCUGGUUCAAAUUAGAGAAUACACUGGUGAAGAUGAUUCAGAUUUAUAUUUAGAAGAGCGAGAAACCGCAUUACGAUUGGCUCAGGAAGAAAAGUGGCGACAGAAAAUGUCAGUUCCAGGAAUACUUAAUCCACAUGAAAUACCAGAUGAAAUGCAGGACUGAAUUACCAGUCAUCAUUGUUACCUGCUGCUUCCUGUAAAUCUCAAUAAGAAACAUUCUGUUACUGAGACUAUUGUAUCCUUUGAUCUGCAACUUUCCCCACAUGUACCACAACAGUCAUCAAAAUGGAUAUGCAUUAUAUACUUUUUAAAACCAAAUUUACAGUAUAACAUUCUUGUUAAGGAG